Messenger RNA from Bactrocera dorsalis (oriental fruit fly), 2020 nucleotides. RefSeq names its product lysyl oxidase homolog 2B (gene Loxl2). Gene Ontology annotation, biological process: peptidyl-lysine oxidation. The coding region runs from base 344 to 1870 and encodes 508 amino acids. The record is from RefSeq and is a predicted model, not a curated record. NCBI's taxonomy places the organism in Eukaryota, Metazoa, Arthropoda, Insecta, Diptera, Tephritidae. The transcript has 4 exons. Gene Ontology annotation, molecular function: copper ion binding; protein-lysine 6-oxidase activity. Gene Ontology annotation, cellular component: membrane.
UCUUUCGCAUAGAUUUUUCGAAAUUCGGUUUUUUUUAUCAUUUGAUGACUUCGAACAUUUGUUGUUGCCGUUGCGUUCUGUGUACUACAUCUCGUUCGUUUGCUGUUGUUGUGCGCUCUAAGCUAGCUAUAGAUUUUUUGUCUCGAGCAUAAUUAAACUUUUGUUCGGCGCUUAGUGGCGUUUGGCAAAUAGUCGCGGUUUGUUUGCCGCUCAAAGCAAAAGUUCUUUUUUCGGCGCAUCAGCGUGUUUCUAACAUUCGUACGCGCGCGUCUCACUACAGUUCCUCGCUUUAGCUUUAAUCAAAUUGAAAAUUACUGUCAUCCUACAAUAUUUCUCGUGUGAAAUGUCCUCACUACUUCAGAUACGCUCUCAACGUCGGUUGUCGCUUCUUAUUUUCAUUGUGUUCGUCUUCAAAGGAUUAUUUGUAACGGGCGCCGUGCAGAGGACGCUGGAGGAGGCGCGUCUGGAGCGUCAACGUCUGGUACAAAAAUAUAUUAAGACAUUGAAUAAGGAGGAGGGUGCCAUACGGUUGGUGGGCGGCGAAACUGGAUAUGAAGGCAACAUCGAAGUGCUACACAACAACAAAUGGGGCGCCAUUUGUGAUGAUGAGUGGGAUGAGUUGGAGGGACGUGUAGUCUGCCGACAAUUGGGUUAUCCGGGCUUGAAACGUGUAACACACGAUGGCUACUUUGGCUUAGCGCGACGCCGCUUCUGGAUGGAUAAUAUGUAUUGCGAGGGUAAUGAACAAGAACUCACCGAUUGUCAUUUCGAAGGAUGGGGUACAAACGAUUGCGAGGCCAAUGAAGCGGCCGGUGUUGUAUGUGAGAGACCAGGCACGGAACGCACCACGAAGGCGCCUUUACUACCACAACUGCCGAAAUUUACGUUGCCGCAUGCUUAUCGCAUCGACUUGCGGCUGCGUGGUGGACGACGUGCCAAUGAAGGACGUGUGGAGGUGCGUAUUGAUAACGGUCGUUGGGGUACCAUUUGUUCGGAUGGUUGGUCGCUGCUGGAGGCGAAUGUGGUGUGCCGUCAGUUGGUGUUGGGUUUUGCACGUGAUGCAUUGCAGACGGACUACUUUGGUGGUUUGGAUAUGGCACCAGCCGUGUUGAGUGGCACCGAGUGUUACGGCAACGAGACCACUUUGGCGCAGUGUCUCCAUCACGAUCACUUGCGACCGCCAGCAGAGUGCCAUGGCGAACGUAAUCAUGUGGCGGUGGUCGUGUGUGAUCACCUUGCGCCCGAUUUAGUAGUGGAUUUCUUUGAGCUUGAACGUACCGCGCACCUGGAAGAUCGUCCAAUGGCGCUGAUGCAGUGCGCGAUGGAAGAAAAUUGUGUGGCGAAUGAAGCCUAUGACAUCCAGCGCGACGAUCCGAAUUGGCGCUAUGUAACGCGGCGGCUGCUUAAGUUCACGGCUAGUACGCUAAAUGCGGGCAACACGGAUUUCAGGCCGUUCAAGGAGAAGCAUCUUUGGGAGUGGCACAUGUGUCAUAUGCAUUUUCACAGCAUGGAGGUCUUUGCCACAUUCGACGUCUACGAUUUGUUGGGUAGCAAAGUAGCUCAAGGUCAUAAGGCCUCAUUCUGUUUGGAAGACAAUCAAUGCCUGUCCGGUGUACCCAAGAAAUACAACUGCGCAAAUUUUGGCGAUCAAGGUAUUUCCGUUAAUUGCUCUGAUAUUUAUCUCUACAACCUGGACUGCCAAUGGGUAGAUAUUUCUGAGUUGGACACUGGCAGUUACAUUCUAAAAAUUUCCGUCAAUCCAGAGUUUAAAGUGGCUGAAAUGAGUUUCGACAACAAUGCCGCGGUUUGCAAUCUUUUAUAUACUGACACUUAUGCUCGCGUGGACGGCUGUCGACUGGCCAGGCCUUAAGUUUUUCUCUAAGCAUACAUACUAUAUUUGAAGAAAAUGCUCGCUCGAGGAAGUCCAUCGCCUUCACAAUAGUGCCAAAUAACAUAUAACUGAUAGAAUAUGUAAAGCCAAAUACAAUAAAGAAUAAUUUUAUUUUAAAAAGUAGGAAAA